UGUUAGUAGCUCAAAAGAGACGCCAGUAGCUUUUAGCUGAGGGACAUUCAAUGACUUUGUGCCCGAGUGCGGCAGCAGGGAAGGAAAGUUUCCUAUUUGGCAGGUUUGAAUAAGUAUCGGAGCUCAUGGAGGCCCUCAUUCCUGUCAUAAACAAACUCCAAGAUGUAUUUAACACGGUCGGCGCAGACAUUAUCCAACUGCCGCAGAUAGUUGUUGUGGGAACUCAGAGUAGUGGUAAGAGUUCUGUCCUAGAGAGUCUGGUUGGCAGGGAUAUCCUGCCACGUGGUACUGGCAUCGUCACACGCCGGCCCCUCAUCCUUCAGCUGGUGCACAUCGACUCAGAGGACCGCAGAAAAACCAGUGAGGAGAAUGAGUCCAAGAGAAAUGGACGCUUUUACAGAGGCAUUGAAGGAGAUGAAUGGGGAAAAUUCUUACACACAAAAAACAAGAUCUUCACAGAUUUUGAACAGAUCAGGCAGGAGAUUGAGUCUGAAACAGAAAGAGUUUCUGGCACUAACAAGGGUAUAAGUGAUGACCCCAUUCACCUGAAAGUCUUCUCACCACACGUAGUGAACCUCACAUUGGUGGAUCUUCCUGGCAUUACAAAAGUACCGGUGGGUGAUCAGCCAAAAGACAUAGAGCUCCAGAUCAAAGACCUGAUUAUUAAGUACAUCUCCAACCCCAACUCCAUCAUCCUGGCUGUGACUGCUGCCAACACAGACAUGGCCACAUCAGAGGCCCUAAAAGUGGCCCGAGAGGUUGAUCCUGAUGGCAGAAGGACGUUAGCUGUGAUAACAAAGCUGGACCUGAUGGAUGCCGGCACAGAUGCCAUGGAUGUGUUGAUGGGCAGGGUCAUUCCUGUCAAACUGGGCAUUAUUGGAGUAGUGAACAGGAGUCAGUUGGAUAUCAAUCAGAGGAAGCUGGUUUCAGAUUCCAUCCGUGAUGAAUAUGCCUUCCUACAGAAGAAGUAUCCCUCUCUCGCAAACAGAAAUGGAACUAAAUACCUGGCAAGAACUCUGAACAGGCUACUCAUGCACCACAUCAGAGACUGUCUUCCUGAACUGAAGACAAGGAUCAACGUGCUUGCAGCCCAGUAUCAGUCUUUACUCAACAGUUAUGGUGAACCGGUGGAAGACAAGAGCGCCACACUGCUGCAGCUCAUCACCAAGUUUGCUGCAGAGUACUGCAACACCAUCGAGGGCACAGCCAAGUACAUUGAGACGGCUGAGCUAUGUGGUGGAGCGAGGAUCUGUUAUAUAUUUCACGAGACGUUUGGUCGCACACUGGAGUCAGUCGAUCCUCUGGGUGGACUGACAACCAUUGAUGUGCUCACAGCAAUCAGAAAUGCAACGGGCCCAAGGCCUGCUUUAUUUGUGCCUGAAGUUUCCUUUGAGUUGCUGGUGAAGCGGCAGGUGAAGCGUUUAGAGGAACCCAGUCUGCGCUGUGUGGAGCUGGUUCACGAGGAGAUGCAGAGAAUCAUCCAGCACUGCAGCAACUACAGCACACAGGAGUUGCUGAGGUUUCCAAAGCUCCAUGAUGCUAUUGUAGAAGUGGUCACCUCGUUACUCAGAAAGAGACUCCCCGUCACCAAUGAAAUGGUUCACAACCUGGUUGCCAUUGAGCUUGCUUACAUCAACACCAAGCACCCUGACUUUGCUGACGCCAGCGGUCUCAUGAACAACAACAUAGAAGAACAGAGACGAAACAGGAUGAGAGAUCUUCCCUCUGCUGUUCCUAGAGAUAAGUCCCUUAAAGGCCCAGGUGGGCAGGCUCUGUCCCCGACUGAGCUUUCUGCCUAUGAGGGCGAGCCUAUCAAGGCAGCAUCCAGUGGUCCUCAGGGGGGCUCAGUCAGCGAUCAGGCAGAUGGUGGGACAGGAAAUUGGAGGGGUAUGUUGAAAAGGGGGGAGGAAAAUGCAGGUGGAGAUAGGUCCAUGACUGUCCCCAACAUUCCCUCGAGCCCACAGAAGGGGCAUGCUGUCAACCUACUAGAUGUGCCUGUGCCAGUAUCCAGGAAGCUGUCCGCUCGGGAGCAGAGGGAUUGUGAGGUCAUCGAGAGACUUAUCAAAUCAUACUUUCUGAUUGUCAGGAAAAACAUCCAGGACAGUGUACCCAAGGCAGUAAUGCACUUUCUGGUGAACCAUGUGAAGGACUGCCUGCAGAGUGAGCUGGUGGGUCAGUUAUACAAGACGGUCCUGCUGGACGACCUGCUGACAGAGUCUGAGGACAUGGCUCAGAGACGCAACGAGGCUGCUGACAUGCUCAAGGCAUUGCAGAAAGCCAGCCAGGUGAUUGCAGAGAUCAGGGAAACCCACCUUUGGUGAGAGUGGCUUCCCUUCAGAAGGCUCUCUCCACCCCACGUGGACCCUCAGGCAAUUCAAGACUCUGAAACCCCUGCGGAGAGUCCUGGCGCUUCAAAACCCCAACAUGAUCAACUUCAAAAUGUGCUGCUGCCGAAUGUGUUCAUGGAAACAUAAUUUUUAAAGAAGCUCAUUACAUACGAGACCCUCAUCACUGGCAUCACAUAUGGCUCCUGAACUUAGAUUAUUCUAUUUUUCUUAAAUGAUCUAGAUUGUAUUAUGGUUUACCACUAUGUGGAGCCUUUCUGAGGAAUGUCUGCUUUUAUGUACAUUUGAAUUAAAGCUAGAAGUGACAAACCUAUGGUUCAACAUGUAGACGCUCUCUUUAUCAUGUCAAGUCUAAUUUUUUUCUAGAUGCUGACAAAAUGUCUGCUGAUUGUUCCUGAGAAAUGCACUUAACUUGUAAAAAAUACACCACCAUUUUUAAGCAUUCUUCAGUUUCAUGUAAAAAGCUGCUUACUUUUGUAGAGACAUAUAACUUUUCUACAUCAGACUCAGUUGUAUUUUGUUUAUCCAUAUUGAACAAGAUCUCUUACAUAUUUUAAAAGGUUUUGAUACAUUCAGUUAGCUGUUACUGCUUCUAUGUGGCUGGUUGAGUUGGUAUAAAUGUGUAAUGUUCUGUAUGUGGGACUCAAGAACACCAACAGACAUUCUGCAGGGAGGCAGCAGAUGAUUGUAAUGACUUAUUUAUUGUUUUGCUAUCAUGAUAAUGAAAUGGAACCCAACACAACAGAACAAUGAAUACACAAACAGACUCGUGGGCUGAUCAAUAGCGUCGGACUUCACUUGUCCCUCUCGGGCUGCUUCUUUACCUCAGACGGCCACCCAUCUUGCCCUUGCCACGACCUUUGGCGCUGUAAAUUACGCAGAGGCAGAGGUCAUGCUAUUGCAGCACUUACGAAAUCGAUAAACAGUGAACUGAAUGUAUUUAUACUCUGUACAGGAUUGAUGUUUAAGGGGAUACUGAAGUCCAAACCACAGGAGGUGUUUUAACCUUAAGAGAUCAAAAAUAAAGUAUGCAAUGCUU
This is a messenger RNA of Cheilinus undulatus (humphead wrasse), 3384 nucleotides long. It is a transcript of the gene dnm1l, whose product is annotated as dynamin 1-like. Gene Ontology annotation, cellular component: membrane; microtubule; cytoplasm. NCBI's taxonomy places the organism in Eukaryota, Metazoa, Chordata, Actinopteri, Labriformes, Labridae. Gene Ontology annotation, molecular function: GTP binding; GTPase activity; microtubule binding. The coding region runs from base 126 to 2321 and encodes 731 amino acids. The transcript is spliced from 20 exons. The record is from RefSeq and is a predicted model, not a curated record. Gene Ontology annotation, biological process: mitochondrial fragmentation involved in apoptotic process; mitochondrial fission.